This is a messenger RNA of Aureobasidium melanogenum CBS 110374, 3435 nucleotides long. RefSeq names its product DNase I-like protein. The record is from RefSeq and is a predicted model, not a curated record. Gene Ontology annotation, biological process: phosphatidylinositol dephosphorylation. Bases 1 to 3435 code for a protein of 1144 amino acids. NCBI's taxonomy places the organism in Eukaryota, Fungi, Ascomycota, Dothideomycetes, Dothideales, Saccotheciaceae. The transcript has 5 exons. Gene Ontology annotation, molecular function: protein binding; phosphatidylinositol-4,5-bisphosphate 5-phosphatase activity.
AUGGCCAACGACGACCAGGCCACGGACGAAUCCUCCAUCAAGCCUGUGUCGUCGCUGCGCUCGCGAUUCGAGAACUUGAACACAGACCGCCCUCCGCUCCAAUCCAACGCCUCUUCCAAUGUGCGAAGGUCCCUCGACCUUCCACGGUCGCUGCCAAUCACCGACGUCGUGUCUGACAACACAUCUCAAGGAUUGAAGAAAGCAAAGCCUCCUCCGCCCAAACCGCGACCCGUCUCGACAGCAUACCCUCUGACUCCUCGUCAAUCUCCUCCUUCUGUCAGCGUACAGUCGCCUGCGUCACCGCCCAGAAAGCUUGAUGUUCGUGUCACCAAUGCGACUCCAAAAAAGUCUCCUCCUGCUUCGACCUUGUCUACUCCAGCCUCCGCCAAUGCCUCUCCAGCAGGCUCUAUCCGUCACUUUCGUUCUCCGAGUCGAGUAACAACUCCUGCGCUGGAGGCUCGCAUGUCGGCUUUCUUGCAGGCCUCUCAAUCUUCUGAAACACAACCCGAGACCAGACCUCAGUCAAAUGGCGACCAUAGGCCGAAAAGCCCCAAUUUUGGAGGUCCUCCACCUGUAAAUCGUGCUGGUAAACCAAAGCUCGGUGGUCUUACCUCGGCGAGCGUCGAGAGUCUAGCACCAAUGAUUCCGUCCAAGACUGGGAACAACCAAAUCUCUCCUUUCGGUACGCCUCCAAGCAGUUCAGAAAGUACUCCGCACGCCGAGCAAAAGAUACCUCAAAGAGCCCCAAUUGCGGUGCAAGAUGGGUCUAACGAUGAUGAUAUGCCAGUGUUGCCUCCUCGACCCGAGCGUGAACUGCAUUCUGGACGGACCAGUCCUACCCGCUUCAACAACAAAAUUCCUGCUCGUCAAUCUCUCGAUCUGCCGCGUCGGACGAGCGCAGCUACUGCUAAUACGGACAGUACCAUGAUGCCACCACCGCGCCGUACUCAACCGCCUCCACUUCAGACAUCUGGCUCUGCUCUGACACAGGGUUUUGACAGGAGGCAUUCGCACACACCUGCUGCGACUCCCUCAAAUAGCAAGCCACCACCUGCUGCAACUCCCUCAAAUACCAGGCCACCACCUCCUGCUAUCCCUGCACCGCGACGAUCGGUUGAUACCCGUCGCGAAGAUCUCAGGAACAUUCCAUCCACCCCCAUGUUAACACAACACGCUGACGACUUUGAGGAUCCUCCCGUCAAUUAUCCUGGCGGUAACCCUCAAGACUUUCCGGAUGCAUCGCAAGCAAACAGGCGCCCUCCAAGGUUCAAGACUCGGCCUUGGGAGAUUCACACAGGUUACGAUACACGCACUUUUGCAGUUUGUGGAGAUUUGGUGUGCACGACAGGCUACAUUACGCGUGUAUGGAGUCUGCGCACUGGCGAAUCAUGUUUGACCCUAUCCCAUGGUGAUAAUGUCAAGGUGACUGCACUGGCCUUUGCACCCACAGUAAAUGCGGAGAAUGAAGGGCGGCGACUCUGGCUCGGAACUAACAUUGGUGAAAUUCACGAAGUCGACAUCCCUAGUCAGUCGAUCGUGUACACCAAGACUAACGCCCAUCCUCGACGAGAAAUCAUCAGAAUCUUCCGCCAUGCUUCCGAACUAUGGUCCUUGGAUGAUGAUGGCAAGCUCAAUGUUUGGUCGCCUGGUUCUGCAGGUAUGCCCAGCCUAAACACGGUACCUACGACCUUUAGAGUUCUUCGCGGCCACUCGUGCUCAGUCAUCGUUGGUGGUCACCUUUGGCUUGCUGCAGGCAAAGAGAUAAAAGUGUUUAAACCAAGUGCUCCUACUGAGGCUGCUUUCAACGUCCUGCAAAAACCACUGACAGUGGAGGGUGCGGGUGAUAUAACCGCUGGAGCUGUCAUACCUAGCAAGCCAGAUCUGGUCUACUUUGGUCAUGCUGAUGGCAAGAUUUCUGUUUUCCAACAUCGCGAUUUCAAAUGCGUUGGUGUAUUCAGCAUCAGUCCGUACAAAAUCAGCUCUCUAGCAGGAGCUGGAGAUUAUCUCUGGGCUGGUUAUACUGCUGGGACUAUAUUUGUUUACGACACAUCCACUUCGCCCUGGCGGGUCAUGAAGGAUUGGGUGGCUCAUGACAAUCCAAUCUGUAGCAUUAUUACAGACACGCAGAGUAUCUGGAAGAUGGACAAUCGUCUGCAAGUGGUCAGUCUCGGCCUGGACAAUGCCAUCAGAAUAUGGGAUGGCAUGCUUCGUGAGGACUGGCUUGAGACCAAGAUGCAGCAGAGUGACAAUGAGUUUUGUUCCUUUGAGGAAAUUACUGCAGGAGUGCUCACAUGGAAUGCUGGCGCUUCCAAACCCAAUCAUCUCAAAGGCAGUGAAAAAGACGCAGCCUUCUUCAGGGACUACUUUUCCUCGCAGAAUCCUCCAGACAUCCUUGUUUUCGGCUUCCAAGAACUGGUGGACCUGGAAAACAAAAAAGUCACAGCUAAGAGCUUCUUCAAGAGUAGGAAAAAGGACCCUACAGAACAAGAGCACAUGUCGCAUCAAUACAGAGCCUGGCGAGAUCAUCUUACUAGAUGUAUCGAAGACUUCAUGCCGGCCGAUCAAGGUUACGCCCUCCUACACACGUCGAGCAUGGUCGGUCUAUUCAGUUGCGUGUUUGUCAAAACUUCGCUUCGAGGCCGUAUCAAGCAAGUGCACACCGCAGAAGUCAAGCGUGGUAUGGGCGGUCUGCACGGAAAUAAGGGUGCUUUGAUUAUUCGUAUGAUUCUGGACGACAGUUCAGUUUGUUUGGUGAAUUGCCAUCUUGCUGCAGGCCAGACUCAGACGCUUCACCGUAACAACGAUGUUGCUGCCAUCCUUGAGGCUGAGUGUCUCCCAGUAGCAGCUGUGAAUAACAUGGCUGGUACUUUUGUAGGUGGGGGCGACGGCAGCAUGAUCCUGGACCAUGAGAUUUGCAUUCUCAAUGGAGACCUGAACUAUCGUAUUGAUGCGAUGCCGCGAGACACGGUCGUACGUGCUGUCAAUGACAGAAACUUGGCAAAGCUGCUCGAACGCGACCAACUUCUGCUCUCGCGCAGAAAGAACCCGGCGUUUAGACUACGCGUGUUCCAGGAAUUGCCCAUCACAUUUGCACCCACGUACAAAUACAACGUGGGUACUGACGAGUAUGACACGAGUGAGAAGAAGCGGGCCCCAGCAUGGUGCGACAGGGUACUUUACAGGGGUCUAGGCAGGGUCAAAUGCGAGGACUACCGACGAUGGGAAGUCAGGGUCAGCGAUCAUCGGCCGGUCAGCGCGCGAUUGAAGAUCCGCAUCAAGAAGGUCGAUGAACAACGACGAUUAGCAGCGUGGAGCCGAAGGGAAAAGGAGUUUGCAAAGUACAGUGACCGGAUCGCUGGCGAGGCCAAGCUGGACUACCUGACAAACAUCCUAGGACUACCCCGAAAAGAGGCUCUGAACCUGUUGAAGGGUUAA